ACCACUCUCUUGCUCUCACUCAGUCAAAUGGGGAUUCUCCGUAACCAGCUGUAGCCUAAUGUGAGCCUCACUUCUCAUCAUCGUUUCAUUGAUGUUCUCUUGUGUUGUUUUUUCUUGGUUGCUCUUUUUUUUUUUUCCUCUUCUGAAUAAAAUUUCUCAGCUGCCGCCGUCUCAGCUGACAUCCACUGUCCGGAUGCUUCCAGGGUGCACAAAAGGUAGAGGGAAUGAAAGAAGAAGUUUAAGGUUGUGAACAGCGCAGCUUUCUCUUGACUCACUUUGGACAGGUUCAUUUACUGAUGAAAGAAUUCUCAGCGAUGCAGGGAUUUUUGUCGUAGUGGAUGUCUCACUCAUUCUGGGUUAUUUUUGUUCCUCAAGACUGCUGGAUAUAGAAGGGUUGCCCCCCACCCCUUUUGUUCCACCUGCGUGUUUCACCUCUCAGAUACUCUUUAGAAUCUGCUGGUAUUUUUAUGGAGUGUGAAAUAUUUGUAGUAAGUGUGAAGUUUUGAAAGAGCACAGCGGGACAAAGCAUGGCUGAUGGAACCACAGCCGAGCGUUGAGCCCUUCUGUCCACGCAGGCAUUUCAGAGAUGACCACAGUGUCAAUGGAGCCUGUCGGAGUCCUUGUGGAAAGGGGCACCAAUGCCACAGACCCCCCUCUGAACUCACAUGAGGACACUGCUGCCACCUUUACCAUCGGCACCAUUCUCUCAAUCAUGUGCCUCGUCGGAGUCUCGGGGAACAUCUACACCUUGGUGGUCAUGUGCCAGUCCAUGAGGGCUGCGGCCUCCAUGUACAUCUACAUCAUCAAUUUAGCUUUGGCAGAUCUGCUGUAUCUUCUCACCAUUCCCUUCGUGGUCUGCACACACUUCCUGAAGGGAUGGUACUUUGGGAACACAGGGUGUCGGAUUCUGAUCAGCAUGGAUUUUCUGACCAUGCAUGCCAGCAUCUUCACGCUGACGAUAAUGAGCACGGAGCGCUACUUUGCAGUGCUCAAGCCGCUCGACACAGUCAAGCGGUCUAAGAGUUACCGCAAGGCCAUUGCUCUGCUGGUCUGGGCAGCUUCUCUCAUUCUGGCCCUCCCAAUGAUUGUGAGCAUUCAGCUAAUGACGGUGGGCAACAAAGCUAUGUGUCAGUCCACCUUGUCCCCACUCUCCUACAAGGUUUACAUCUCCUGCCUGUUUUGCACCAGCAUUGUCGCUCCGGGACUGAUCAUUGGCUAUCUCUACACCCAGCUGGCGCGCACAUAUUGGGUUUCGCAGACAGAGACCUUCAAACAGACCAAGAAACUUCCCAACCAGAAGGUGCUGUACCUGAUCUUCACCAUCGUUCUUCUCUUCUGGGCAUGUUUUCUGCCAUUCUGGAUCUGGCAGCUUCUGGGUCAGUUCCACCCCUCACUGUCCCUCUCCACCAAAGCCAAACGCAACAUCAACUACCUGACCACGUGUCUGACGUACUCCAACAGCUGCAUUAACCCCUUCCUCUACACACUGCUCACCAAGAACUACAAGGAGUACCUGAGGAAGCACAAGCGCUCAUGGUCAGCCGGCAGCUACUUCAACAGGAGGAGCCGUUUUCAGCGUUCCCCUCGCAGGUCCCCAUCUUCCAGCAGUCAGCAGUGCACCGAGAGCUUCAUGCUCUCGCACACAGCCUGUCUGCAAGCUCAUAACAGCAGUUUGUGAGGUAUGAUGUGAAAGCUGCGCCGCCCGAGGAAGAACAGUAGAGGAGCCACCCGCCACCACCACCACUGCGAAAGAGGACAAAGACGAGAGAAGUGCCAUUUGCAUUUGCAGUUCAACACGCGUGGACACAACAGCGUUGAAUGGGCAACAGCGCCGAACGGCCGACUGCUGCUGUUUGAGACCGUGUUUAAAAUAGACGCCCCUCACGUCUGUGUUUUAUUUGUCCCUCGCAGGACCUCCUGUGGCUCGAGGAAGAUCAGCGUCUUAGGGAAACAAAAUAGUGACUUCCCCCUGUGUUUACCCUCUGUCCUUCUCAUGCUGCAUUGUGGCGGCCUGCGUGUGAAAGUGUCUCUGAAACUGUUAUUUGCUUGUGGUUGACAGGGAGUAGUUGACCCCAAGGAAAGGUAAGGACGACAUUACUGAGGCAUCAGUGAUUUGAUUUUCGAAAAAAACGACAACAUAGUAAUUUUAACAUCAGUCAAGAGGAAGUGAAAAGAAAAAAAAAGAAGUCUGCGACAUAUUAUAAAUACAUGACGGAUGAAAAUGGGGCUGCAUCUGUAGCCAAUGACUGCUUUGGGAGGACAUCUUGUUUUUACUCUAAAAGAAAAUAUGUUAGGAAAUAUGCUUAUCCGCUUCUUUGUGAGUUAGAAUUGGAUACAAUUCACGUUAUCUGAAAUGUUAAUGUCACGUUAGCUUAGCUUAGCAUCCCUUUCACAGUGCAGACAUGAGAGUGAUGUCGAUCUUCUCAACUCACUCAUGGCAAGAAAGUAAAUAGCAUCAUUUACCAACCUGUCAAAUAAUUUGUUUGAAGAAAAGACAAUGUGUAAACAGAAAAUAGUCCUGACUUAUUGAUCUGAAUGGAUAUGCUUGUUGCUGCGGUGAAAACAUUCAACUUGACUUGAGAAAACAUAAUGUUAAAAUCAUUUAUUGCUCUGCCUGGACUUCUUGCACCCCCACCAAUGAAGCUACUUUUUUAGUGCACUGCUGUUUUCUGGCCAAAUACCCAAAACACUAUAUUGCUCUUACCUUAAACGAAUUCCACAAAAACACCAAAACCAACACGAAAUUGAUCCAAAGAUUCGUCAUGUCUAGCCAAAGCCAAUACUGCACAUCAUAUUCCUCUGUGCCACAGUGCUCCAUGUUGUCCAAAAAUGAUUCAAAACAAACAGAAUCAAUGAGCAUCAUUGUUUAAGUGAUGACUACACACUAUAGGUUAUUUUUACAAAGUCCCACCUACACCAUCCUGCUGCCAAAUACUCACUAUAGAGCACCAGACGUGUACUAACAGAGUCUAGCUGUUUUUGGGAAUUAAUUUUGACUUUUUCAACUACGUUCUUGACCCCUUUUCAUCUUGAGUUUGAACAGAUUAGGUGAGUGAUAGAGAGAGGUUGGAGGUUUCCAGAGGUUUUCAUUUAUUUAGAAUAACGGCAGUCUUAACAUGAGUGCAAAACAAGAUUUUCCUUCAGUCAAUGAAUACACUAAAAACUUGUAACCACUACCCCCAAAAAAUGUUAAAAAAAAAAAGACAAAUCAAUGGUGUGUUUCAUCUGAUGUGUUUGGAGAUAUUUGAAUUCCUUUUGCAUGUCAAUGCUGUUACUGAAUGCUUCUGUGCAACGCUAUCGCCGACUACAUCAUCCCAACUAAACACUGAAAAAACCAAAGGCGCAUUUUGUGUGUCUUUGUGAGGCUCGUCUGAGGCCUCUGUUGUCAUCUCUCGUCAGGUUGAUCAUGCGACGGCUUCAACUGAGACAUUUAAAAAAAAAAAAAAAGGGAAACAAAGGGUGUGAGCAGAGCGACAGGUACAGACCAAGCUGUUAAAUAUCUAUCGAUUCAACUCUCAGAGCAGCUGGACACAAUUAAGCUGCCAACAUUGCCUGGCUGAGGAUUAUUUAACCAACCAACCUAUCCUCUGAAGAAAUCUUCUUGGAUUUGGGAGGAGUGUAUGCAAGAGGUUGAAAAUAUGGGAGAAAAUCCUAUUGAUCUCACCAUGGGAUCUAAAGAUGUUCAAGAGCCUUUUUUUUUUAAGAUAUCCCCUGGCUUUGUACACAGUGUACAGAAAACCAGAGAAAUCCACGCUAUGCCAAUAUGCAGUGAAAUAAACCCUUAUUGAUUGAGUCUCCCAUGUCAUGAAUAAACCAAUUGGCUGCAAAUACUGCCUGAGAAAGGUUCGGCUGCUCUCUUUCCUCUUAGACUGAGCAGCGAGUUAUUUAGAAAUACAUGAGACAGAAGUGAUAAUCCUACUCAGUGAAAAAGCAACCCCUUUCAAUUCUUGUAAGGUUAAAUACAUGAAGAUUAUACGGUAAAUCUUGUGUAAUAGAUACAUUAGUAUUAUACUUAAGCCAAACCUCUUAGGUGUGAGACAAAACAUACCAGAGCAUUUCAUCGAAGGUGCAAUGAAAAUAAUUUUGAAGAGACAGGCAAGAAAACAAAAGCUAAUAUUCAUACAGAAAGAGAAGUGAACCUCAGAGGUGAUUGCAUACAAAGUACACAGGCGGAGGUGUCAAGAAAAAUUAGACAGGAAUUUACGAAGGGCGGCAGGAAUUUUUGCAGAGACAUGUUGAAAAUGUUACGACUCCAGCAAAAGGAUUCUCACAAAUCCUGGAGCUUAAUGAAUCUACUUCAUAAAUACACAAACAACAGAGACAAUACAGGGUUAAGCGCUAGCAACAGACACUUGCUUGUUCACAGCUAACAUAUGUGCAAUGACUAAUACAUGUGAAUGACACAUGGAAAAUGUUGCCGUCCUUCCUCUUUUGACUUGCGGUGAUGAGAGCCGUGAGACUCAAUCACACUAUGUUGGCCCGCGACCAAAGACAAAGAGGUAAAAGUAACAAGUACAGUGGCAUUAAAUCGAAAUCCAAUUCCAUUCGAGCCCUAAAAAUAUUUACUCUUAAAAGUCGAGAUGAAGGAAAAUCUGGUUUUCCUGACAGUCUUUUUAUCCAGGGUACUUAUAAAUGUCACCCUGCUUAAUUUGUUUGCGUGGUUUAUAUCACCUCUAUCUCUAACCCUUACAUACUUAGACUAUGUGAAUUACAUAGUUUAGAACAUACUUCUCUGUGCAUGUUAAUGUGGCCACUCAGGACAUUCAUCUUGGAAGCUGUUACUGUCGUAGCUGACCAUUGCUUUAGUACAGAGCAUAAAUCACUACCUGCUUAAUUAGGCUGUGAUAGGAUGAAAUAAGGGAUCUCACACACACAAAUACACACUCUCUCACACACACACACACAAACACACACACACACACACACACCCUGUUAGGUCAUGAGGGGUUUGUUUGCCCUUGGCUGGUGUGUGUUAACUGCAUGUCCCUGUGUGUGUGUGUGUGUGUGUGUGUGUGUGUGUGUGUGUGUGUGUGUGUGUGUGUGUGUGUGUGUGUGCAUUGGUGCAAAACUGAUGCUGUUAUCCUGUAAUUCUCUGACAACUGAGUGAUGUACAUCAUGUGCACUCUGAUUAAA
This is a messenger RNA of Scophthalmus maximus (turbot), 5133 nucleotides long. It is a transcript of the gene uts2r1, whose product is annotated as urotensin-2 receptor. Gene Ontology annotation, molecular function: urotensin II receptor activity. Bases 587 to 1678 code for a protein of 363 amino acids. NCBI's taxonomy places the organism in Eukaryota, Metazoa, Chordata, Actinopteri, Pleuronectiformes, Scophthalmidae. Gene Ontology annotation, biological process: neuropeptide signaling pathway; regulation of blood pressure; blood vessel diameter maintenance. Gene Ontology annotation, cellular component: membrane. The transcript has 4 exons. The record is from RefSeq and is a predicted model, not a curated record.